Molecule: messenger RNA, 1317 nt
Organism: Arctia plantaginis
Lineage: Eukaryota; Metazoa; Arthropoda; Insecta; Lepidoptera; Erebidae
Source: the annotation of a GenBank genome assembly
AUGGUUAUAAAAGGUACAAAAACCCUGGAUAGUGAAGAUUAUAACCCUUAUGAACACCGGCAAGUGGUUAAGCCAAACUCAGACAUUAGAUCUUUAGCGAACCUAUUAAAAGCUUCGCUAGGGUCUGGCCUACUUGCUAUGCCCUUAGCAUUUUCAAAUUCGGGCUGGUUAAUGGGAAUUAUCGGCACUAUUGUUAUAGCAUUUAUAUGUGGACAUUGCGUACACAUAUUCGUUAAAACGUCACGAGGGUGUUGUCGGUUAGAACGCAAACCUUUACUAAGCUAUUCAGAAACAUGCUACUCGGCAUUUGCGAAUGGUCCCAAAUUCAUGCGCACAUUUGCAAACUUUGCUAAAAUGUUUGCAGAAUUUUCUUUGUUCUUUACAUACAUCGGUGUGUGUUGUAUAUUUACUGUACUAAUAGCUACUUCAAUCAAACAGCUCUUGGACACUUACGUCUCAACUGUUAUUUUAUCUGUGGAGUUUUAUUGCUUAAUUCUACUAGUUCCCCUAUGUUUAAUGGUUCAGAUCAGGCACCUUAAAUGGCUAGCACCGUUUUCGUUGUUGGCAAAUAUUAUGCUAUUUGCUACGUUUGCUAUCUGCCUGUAUUACAUAUUUGGAGAAAAAUUAACCUUCACUGACAAGGUUGCUGUUGGACACUUCUCAAGAUUUCCUGCAUUUUUGUCAACUGUUAUCUUCGCAAUGGAAGGCAUAGGAGUUGUGAUGCCCGUGGAGAAUACAAUGAAGAAACCUCAACACUUUCUGGGUUGUCCAAGCGUAUUAGUCAUUGCCAUGACCACUGUGAUGAUGCUUUACACUAUCCUGGGCUUGUUUGGUUACUUCAGAUACGGCGAUACCCUCAGAGGAACUAUUACAUUGAAUUUACCUAUGGAUGACUGGCCAGCCAUUUGUGCCAAAAUAUUUAUCUCAGUGUCUAUUCUCUUCACCUACCCUCUUCACUUCUUCGUCGUCAUCGAUAUAUUCACGAGGUACUCGGAGCCUUAUAUCAAAGAAAAGUAUCGUAAUAUUGCACAAGUUGGUGUAAGGGCUUUUGUUGUUUGUUUUUGCGGUGGUGUGGGCGUAGCAUUGCCCUACUUAGAGCAAAUAAUAGAUUUGGUGGGCGCACUUUUCUAUUCCACACUAGGCCUCAUCAUACCAGGAAUCAUUGAAACUGUGUUUCGCUGGGAUGACCUUGGCAAAUAUAAUUGGGUUCUUUACAAAAACAUAUUAAUCGUGUUAUUCGGCAUGUUGAGUUUAGUCAGUGGUUCAGCUGUCACUAUAAUGGAUAUCAUAAAACUUGUCAAAUCUGGGUCAGAGUAA